GCCGGCCGGACGCGGGCGGAGCGCGGGGAGCGCGAGCGGCCCGAGGCGGCGGCCUCCCUGCCACCCGCCCGGCCACCCGCCUGGCCGCCGACGCGGGGACAGGGAGCGGGGCCGGCCUGCGCCCCCCGGGGUGCGGCCCGGGCCGCCGGAGAAGCCCGAGCGGCGGCGUCCCCCGCGGUCGCCCCCAAGUUGGCAGCGCGAAACUUUUCCCUGCGCUUCUGGGCGCCGCCCCCGCCGAGACCCGCCGCGGGUGGGGAGUGAAGGGGGGGAGAGGCCCGCGGCUCCCCCCCGCCCGCCGCCGCCGCCUCCCGUCGAGGCGCAGCCGGGCGCGACAGCGGGGCCGGGGCCCCCGGGCGAUGGCCGCGGAGCUGGCGAUGGGCGCCGAACUGCCCAGCAGCCCGCUGGCCAUCGAGUACGUCAACGACUUCGACCUGAUGAAGUUCGAGGUGAAGAAGGAGCCGCCCGAGGCCGAGCGCUUCUGCCACCGCCUGCCGCCCGGCUCGCUGUCCUCGACGCCGCUCAGCACGCCCUGCUCCUCCGUUCCCUCCUCGCCCAGCUUCUGCGCGCCCAGCCCGGGCACCGGCGGCGGCGGCGGCGCGGGGGGCGGCAGCGGCGCGGCGCAGGCCGGGGCCACCGCGGGGCCGACGGGCGGGGGCCCGGGCGCCGUCGGGGGCGCCUCGGGGAAGCCGGCGCUGGAGGAUCUGUACUGGAUGAGCGGCUACCAGCACCACCUGAACCCCGAGGCGCUCAACCUGACGCCCGAGGACGCGGUGGAGGCGCUCAUCGGCAGCGGCCACCACGCCGGGCACCACGGCGCGCACCACCCGGCGGCCGCCGCGGCCUACGAGGCUUUCCGGGGCCAGGGCUUCGGGGGCGGCGGCGGCGCGGACGACAUGGGCGCCGGCCACCACCACGGCGCGCACCACGCCGCCCACCACCACCACCACCACCACCACGCGGGCGCGGGCCACCACGGCGGCGGCGGCGGCAGCGCGGGCCACCACGUGCGCCUGGAGGAGCGCUUCUCCGACGACCAGCUGGUGUCCAUGUCGGUGCGCGAGCUGAACCGGCAGCUCCGCGGCUUCAGCAAGGAGGAGGUCAUCCGGCUGAAGCAGAAGCGGCGCACGCUCAAAAACCGCGGCUACGCGCAGUCGUGCCGCUUCAAGCGCGUGCAGCAGCGGCACAUUCUGGAGAGCGAGAAGUGCCAGCUCCAGAGCCAGGUGGAGCAGCUGAAGCUGGAGGUGGGGCGCCUGGCCAAGGAGCGGGACCUGUACAAGGAGAAAUACGAGAAGCUGGCGGGCCGGGGCGGCCCCGGGGGCGCGGGCGGGGCCGGCUUCCCGCGGGAGUCCUCGCCGCCGCAGGCCGGGCCCGGCGGGGCCAAGGGCGCACCCGACUUCUUCCUGUGACCGCCCGGGCCGAGCGCGCGCUGCAGCCGCCACCGGC
Molecule: messenger RNA, 1443 nt
Organism: Lontra canadensis (Northern American river otter)
Lineage: Eukaryota; Metazoa; Chordata; Mammalia; Carnivora; Mustelidae
Gene: MAFA
Product: MAF bZIP transcription factor A
Exons: 1
Coding region: 357-1406 (349 amino acids)
Biological process (GO): retinal rod cell development; regulation of transcription by RNA polymerase II
Cellular component (GO): nucleus
Molecular function (GO): RNA polymerase II cis-regulatory region sequence-specific DNA binding; DNA-binding transcription factor activity, RNA polymerase II-specific
Source: RefSeq, a predicted model, not a curated record